ACCCCAACAGAAGCGGGUUGCAGUCUCAUCUCUAAAGCACGAACCCGACACGAACUCAACCUAACAGCGUUAUGGGAUCUUACAGGACAUUGACUUUACCGCUUCUCAGUUUGCUGGGAUGGACGCUGAUCUCUGCCUUCAACCUGGACACAGACUAUGUUAUCAGGAAAACGGGUGAUGCCAACGGCUUGUUCGGUUUCUCCCUUGCCUUGCACCGACAACUCAGACCAGCUGAUAAAAUAAUGUUGCUUGUUGGUUCCCCAAGGGCUAGAGCAUUGCCCGGGCAUAAGUCAACAAUUACGGGAGGCAUGUACAACUGUGACAUAAAUUCUCUGAGUCAGUCAUGUCAACGAGUGAUGUUUGACAAUGAAGAAAAUCUGGCAGCUGAAAAUAAGCAAAACCAGUGGAUGGGAGUUACUGUACAGAGCCAGGGACCUGGAGGAAAGAUACUGGUCUGUGCGCAUCGCUACCAGCGACGCAUGUUUGUGGACUCAGCUCAGGAGCUGCGUGACUUGACAGGUCGUUGCUACGUACUAAGUGAGGACCUAACGAUUAAUCAUGCCUCAGAUGAAGAUGGAGGAGCCUGGAUGUUCUGUAAUGGGAGAAACAGAGGACACGAGCGCUUUGGAUCAUGCCAGCAGGGUCUAUCUGCCACAUUCACAAAGGACCGUCACUAUCUGGUGUUUGGAGCGCCGGGUGCUUACAACUGGAAAGGAGUGGUGCGGAUGGAGCAGAAGAACAGCUCUCUGUGGGAAGAGACUAGCUUUGAUGACGGCCCAUAUGAAGUUGGGGACGAGAGCCGACUUGACUUUGCUAACAGUUAUUUAGGUUUCUCUCUGGACUCUGGAAAAAUGCUGACCAAGAGAGGUCAGUUGACUAUAGUUGCAGGGGCUCCAAGAGCCAAUCACAGUGGGGCAGUUGUGCUAUUAAAGAAGGACGAAGUUAAAUCAUACAUGUUGACAGCUGAGUACAUCCUAGAGGGUGCCGGACUUGCCUCUUCCUUUGGCUAUGAUCUUGCAGUGCUUGACAUCAAUGGAGAUGGGUGGCAGGACAUUGUAGUCGGAGCACCUCAGUUCUUUAUUAAGGACGGUGAUAUCGGUGGGGCCAUCUAUGUUUAUCUUAACAAGGAAGGAGCUUGGGACAAGAUCACCCCCAAGAAAAUUGAGGGAGCUGCUUAUUCCAUGUUUGGUUUGGCUGUGGAAAACAUGGGAGAUGUGAACCUGGAUGGUUAUGAUGAUGUUGCUGUUGGUGCCCCAUAUGACAGUAAUGAAGCUGGAAACGUAUAUAUCUUCCAUGGUUCACCUCAAGGCCUGAAAAAAGCCCAGGUUCUUGGAGGAAAAGAUCACAAUGUGAAACUCUUUGGAUACUCUCUUGCUGGGAACAUGGAUUUGGACAGAAAUAAUUACCCUGAUCUGGCUAUCGGAUCUCUCUCUGAUUCAGUGUUUGUGUACAGGGCACGGUCAGUUAUCAGCAUUGAAAAGACUGUUACCACCACUCCAAAAGAGCUAGACCUCACUAAGAAAAACUGUGGAGAAAAUAUAUGCCUUGAUGUGAAAGCCUGCUUCAAAUUUUCAGUCAAACCCAAAACCUACAAUCCUACACUGAAAGUGCAAUACUCUAUCAAGGUUGAAUCUGAAAGGAAGAAACUUAAUCUUCCUUCCAGAGUCAUCUUCACCCCGCGCUCAGCAAAUGACUAUGAAAGCACAGGAGUUGUAGAGCUCAAAAGUCAGGGCACAGAAAGCUGCGUUACCAGAGGUCUCAAACUGCAGGAAACCCUAAGAGACAAACUGAGAGGUAUCCCGAUUGAGGUCUCUGUGGAGAUCCUGAACCCAUCCACACGCAGGAAGAGACAGAAUGCUCUUCCUAACCUGCUUCCCAUCCUGGACUCUAAUCAAGAUGCCACCACUGUUACCAAGGUUCAAUUUAUCAAGGAAGGAUGUGGUGCUGAUCAUGUCUGUCAGAGUGACCUGCAUCUACAGUAUAAAUUCCACACCAGGGAACCAAACAGAGACGUCUUUAAUCCAUUACCUGAGGAAAAUGGAGUUCCCAUCCUGUCUCUGAGUGAUCAGAAGGACAUUGUCUUGGAGAUCAAGGUGGUCAACCAGGGUGAAGAUGCUUAUGAAGCACAGCUGACGUCCUCGUUCCCCAAAUCCCUGUCUUAUUCUGCCGUUCGCACUAAAUCUGGUGAUAAACCAGUCACCUGUCUAGCCAAUCAGAAUGGGUCACAAGCCGAUUGUGAACUUGGAAAUCCAUUCAAAAGAGAUGCUGAGACAACUUUUUACAUCAUUCUGAACACGGGUGGAAUUUCUUUGGAUACCACUGAAAUUGAAAUUGACCUUAAACUCAAAACAACAAGUGAUCAGAAGCAGUUACAAGCAAUCAAAGCCAAAGCCAUUGUUAAGAUCCAGCUGCUGUUGUCCCUCUCAGGCAUUGCUAAGCCAUCUCAGCUCUACUUUACUGGAGAAGUUAAAGGAGAGAGUGCAAUGAAGUUGGCAUCUGAUGUCGGCAGUCCAAUUGACUAUGAAUUCAGGGUUACAAACUUGGGCAAACCCCUUAAAUCAUUCGGCACGGCUUCUAUGAUUAUCCAAUGGCCUAAGCAUAACUCUCAAGGCAAGUGGCUGCUGUACCUCAUGAAGAUGACCUCAACCGGUUUAGACAGCUUCAUCUGCUCCAAUCAAGAUGAAGUCAACAAACUCGGUUUGAAGGAGCCUUCAGUGUCACGAACUAAACGUGAAAUUGAGGAAACUCCUGCAAAAGAGGGAACAGUCUCUCUUUUUACUGACAAGAGGAAAUACACAGUUUUGUCGUGUGAAGAUGGGGCGGAGUGCAUCACAUUCAAAUGUCCUCUAAUGGGAAUGGACAGCAAUGCUGUCAUCAGCCUGAGAGCUUACCUUUGGAACUCUACCUUCCUGGAGGACUAUGCAAAAUUGAACUACAUUGACAUUAUUGUCAAGGCAUCACUUGAUUUCAAGUCCUCAGCUACAAAUAUACAGCUGAAAAAUGAGCCAGCACAGGCACGCGUUACUGUGUUUCCGGAACGCAAAGUUGCGCUGUAUGGCGGUAUGCCCUGGUGGGUCAUACUGGUGGCCAUUUUACUAGGACUCCUUUUGCUGGGCCUUUUGGUGUUCUUGCUUUGGAAGUGUGGUUUUUUCGGCAAAAGCGACAAAGAACCUGAAAAAGAGAGGCUGACUUCAGAUGCGUGAAGAGAAACAGAGAACGAGAACCUCUCUUAGGUGUGGAUUUUUCAAACGUUCCAAGUAUGACGAAAGCGUCCCCAGUUAUAAUGCUGUGCGGAUAAAGAGGGAAGAGAGGGGGAAAGAGGAAAUGGAUCCUCCGGAGAAGAAACAAUGGAUGACUUCUUGGAAUGAGAAUGAGAGCUACUCAUAGCUAAAUGCUAACCUGGUUGAAAGCAAACCAAAGACUCCCUUCCUAAAGCCUUUAAUGCUUAUUUUUUGCACGCACUGAACUUUUCUUACUGUUACUACUCCAUCAAAAUGUGUAAGGAAUCAUUUGAGCUUGAUAGAGAUUUUUAGAGAUUGUAUUAGAAAAUGGUGUCUGGAAGACAUAUGAUGAACAAGGAUAAAAAAAUAGGUUUACUUGUGUUUUGUUUUAUAUUAAAAUUUGCUUCCAUGUUCCACCACGUUUUCAUAUCACAAUUCACUUCUCAUGCACACAGUAAUGUAUAUACAUUUAAUGUAUUUAUUCACAGCAGAUGGUUCUUUUGUACAAAUGCCAAAGAUUUUAAAUUUUUGUUUUAUUUUAUGAAUGGCUUGAGUCAGGACUUCUUGGUUCGUUUUUUUUCUUAUCUUGAUAUCCAGCUAAAACUGCUUAGAUGAAUGUAAAUAUGUGUCUGGAUUUUAAAUUUUUUUAUUUGUU
Molecule: messenger RNA, 3876 nt
Organism: Sinocyclocheilus grahami
Lineage: Eukaryota; Metazoa; Chordata; Actinopteri; Cypriniformes; Cyprinidae
Product: integrin alpha-6-like
Exons: 26
Coding region: 72-3203 (1043 amino acids)
Biological process (GO): leukocyte migration; integrin-mediated signaling pathway; cell-cell adhesion
Cellular component (GO): external side of plasma membrane; integrin complex
Molecular function (GO): integrin binding
Source: RefSeq, a predicted model, not a curated record